AUGUCUGCCGACCAACUCACCCAGUCCAUGGACAAAUUGAACUUGGAGAACCAGCCCUCCGCUGCUGCUCCUGCUGCCGCUGCUCCUGCUGCCGCCUCCGACGCCACCGAGCCUGCUGCCUCCACCGACGCCGACGCCGAGUCUGUUGCUGAGACCUCUGCCUCUUUGUACGUCGGAGAGUUGAACCCAUCUGUGAACGAGGCUGUCUUGUUCGAGGUGUUCUCUCCUCUUGGACAGGUCUCUUCCAUCCGUGUGUGCCGUGACGCCAUCACCAAGAAGUCGUUGGGAUACGCCUACGUCAACUACCACAAGCACGAGGAUGGAGAGAAGGCUUUGGACCAGUUGAACUACUCGUUGAUCGACAACAGACCCUGCAGAAUCAUGUGGUCGCAACGUGACCCAUCGUUCCGUAGAAACGGCGACGGCAACAUCUUCAUCAAGAACUUGCACCCGGACAUCGACAACAAGGCUUUGUUCGACACCUUCUCUGCCUUCGGCCGUAUCUUGUCCUGUAAGGUUGCCACCGACGCCAUGGGCCGCUCCAAGUGUUUCGGUUUCGUCCACUACGAGACCGCCGAGGCUGCUGCCGCUGCCAUCGAGAACGUCAACGGUAUGUCCUUGAACGACUUGGAGGUCUACGUUGGUAAGCACGUCUCCCGCAAGGAGAGAGAGUCCAUCUGGGAGGGCAUGAAGGCCAACUUCACCAACGUGUUCGUCAAGAACUUCGGUUCUGACUUCACCGAGGACGAGUUGAGAAACUUGUUCGAGCCUUACGGUAAGAUCACCUCUCUUUUCUUCGAGAAGGACGAGAACAACAAGUCCAAGGGUUUCGGUUUCGUCAACUUCGAGGACCACGAGGCUGCUGUCAAGGCCGUCGAGGAGUUGAACGAGAAGGAGAUCAACGGCGAGCCAAUCUUCGUUGGCAGAGCCCAAAAGAAGAGAGAGAGAGCCAUGGAGUUGAGAAAGCAAUUCGAGAACUCCAACAUGGAGAUGUACCAGGGCGUCAACUUGUUCGUCAAGAACUUGGAUGAGUCCAUCACCUCCGAGGACUUGGAGGAGGAGUUCAAGCCUUUCGGUACCAUCACCUCUGCCAAGGUCAUGGUUGACGAGGCCCAAAAGUCUAAGGGUUUCGGUUUCGUCUGCUUCUCUACCCCAGAGGAGGCCACCAAGGCCAUCACCGAGAUGAACUCUAGAAUGGUCAGAGGCAAGCCUUUGUACGUUGCUUUGGCUCAACGUAAGGAUGUCAGACGUUCCCAAUUGGAGCAACAGAUCCACGCCCGUAACCAGAUGAGAAAGCAAAACGCUGCUGCCUCUGGUAUGCCAGGUCAAUUCAUGCCACCUAUGUUCUACGGUCAACAACCAAACAUGUUCCCAGGUAACGGCAGAAACAACGGUCCAUUCCCAGGUCCUAACCCUCAAAUGAUGAUGCCAAGAGGUCAAAUGCCACCACCUCAAGGACAAUGGCCAAGAGCUGGUCCUAACGGCCAGCCUGUCCCAGUCUACGGUAUGCCACCAGUCUACGGUGACUUCAACGGUCCAAACGGUCGUCAACAAAGAGGUUACUUCCCUAACCGUAACCAAAAGGGCGGUCGUCAAACUAGAGACUUGGCUGCCAUCAUCGCUUCUGCUCCUGCUGACCAACAAAAGAGAAUCUUGGGUGAGGAAUUGUACCCAAAGAUCGUCUCCACUGGUAAGGCUCAAGAGCCAGAGGCCGCUGGUAAGAUCACUGGUAUGAUGUUGGACUUGGACAACCAAGAGAUCUUGGCUUUGUUGGAGGACGACGAGUUGUUCACCAACCACUUCGAGGACGCCUUGACUGCUUACGAGGAGUACAAGAAGUCUUCUGAGGAGCAACUGGCCUAG
Molecule: messenger RNA, 1863 nt
Organism: Australozyma saopauloensis
Lineage: Eukaryota; Fungi; Ascomycota; Pichiomycetes; Serinales; Metschnikowiaceae
Product: polyadenylate-binding protein
Exons: 1
Coding region: 1-1863 (620 amino acids)
Cellular component (GO): nucleus; ribonucleoprotein complex; cytosol
Molecular function (GO): poly(A) binding; mRNA 3'-UTR binding; poly(U) RNA binding
Source: RefSeq, a predicted model, not a curated record